Messenger RNA from Lepus europaeus (European hare), 5705 nucleotides. RefSeq names its product zinc finger SWIM-type containing 5 (gene ZSWIM5). Gene Ontology annotation, molecular function: zinc ion binding. The record is from RefSeq and is a predicted model, not a curated record. Lineage: Eukaryota; Metazoa; Chordata; Mammalia; Lagomorpha; Leporidae. Gene Ontology annotation, cellular component: Cul2-RING ubiquitin ligase complex. The transcript has 14 exons. The coding region runs from base 1 to 3564 and encodes 1187 amino acids.
AUGGCGGAAGGAGGUGAGCGAGAGGAGCUGCUCUCGCCGCCGCCGGUCUCUCCGGCCAAGCGGCUGUGCUCGUGGCCCAGCCCACAGGCUCACCACCCUCGCGGUUCUCCCGGGGCGGCCAGCGGAGGGGCGGGAGGCGUCGGCAGCGGCUGCCUGGCCCCCGGGGCCCGCCCCCACCUGCAGCCGGAGUCCUUGCUGGACUGCGCCGCCAAGACGGUGGCGGAAAAGUGGGCGUACGAGCGGGUGGAGGAGCGCUUCGAGCGGAUCCCGGAGCCCGUGCAGCGCCGCAUCGUCUACUGGUCCUUCCCGCGGAAUGAGCGGGAGAUCUGCAUGUACUCAAGCUUCCAGUACCGGGGCGGCCCGGGCGCCGGCGCGGCUGGCGGCGCCGCGGGGUCCUCGCCGGCCGAGGAGGGGCCGCCGCCGCCACCCCCCGGGGCCGCCGCUCCGGCCGGCUCCGCCCCCGGGGCAGCCGCGGCGGGGACGUCCCCCGGGCUGGGCACAGGGGCCGGCGCGACCGGCGGCGGCGGCGGCGAGGGGCUGCCGUUCCGCCGGGGCAUCCGUCUGCUGGACAGCGGCUCCGUGGAGAACGUGCUGCAAGUCGGCUUCCAUCUGAGUGGUACGGUAACUGAGCCCGCCACUGCUUCAGAACCAGCAAUGACUUACAAAGUUGCAAUCAGCUUUGAUCGAUGCAAAAUCACUUCAGUGACAUGUGGCUGUGGGAACAAGGACAUAUUCUACUGUGCUCACGUGGUUGCACUCUCACUCUACAGGAUCCGAAAACCAGACCAAGUCAAAUUGCGUCUUCCUAUCUCAGAAACCCUCUUUCAGAUGAAUAGGGACCAGCUACAAAAGUUUAUUCAAUAUUUAAUCACAGCACAUCACACUGAAGUUCUUCCUACUGCACAGAAACUGGCAGAUGAGAUUCUUUCCUCCAACUCAGAAAUCAACCAAGUGAAUGGUGCCCCUGAUCCCACAGCUGGGGCUAGCAUUGAUGAUGAAAACUGUUGGCAUUUGGAUGAAGAACAGGUGAAAGAACAAGUGAAGCUUUUUCUUUCUCAGGGGGGUUACUAUGGCUCUGGAAAGCAGCUCAACUCAAUGUUUGCCAAGGUUCGAGAGAUGCUGCGGAUGAGAGAUUCCAAUGGAGCCAGGAUGCUGACGCUUAUAACCGAGCAGUUUAUGGCUGAUCCACGACUCACACUCUGGAGGCAACAAGGAACAAGCAUGACAGACAAGUGCAGGCAGCUCUGGGAUGAGCUAGGGGCUUUAUGGGUGUGCAUAAUUUUAAAUCCCCACUGCAAACUGGAGGAAAAAUCCUGUUGGCUACAACAGCUGCAGAAAUGGAGCGACCUGGAUGUCUGUCCUCUGGAGGAUGGGAACUAUGGACACGAGCUGCCCAACAUCACCAAUGCACUUCCCCAGAAUGCUAAUCACAGCUCAGACUCCUUAUCCAGACCAAGAAGAACAGUGUUCACUAGAGCCAUUGAGGGCCGUGAAUUACAUUGGCAGGACAGCCACCUACAGCGAAUAAUCAACAGCGAUAAAUAUACAGCUCCCAUCUGCCAGCGGGAAAGUGACAGACUACUGUUUAAUUCUCAAGGCCAGCCACUGUGGCUUGAGCAUGUGCCUACAGCCUGUGCUCGGGUUGAUGCCCUGCGUUCCCACGGUUAUCCUAAAGAGGCCCUCAGACUCACGGUGGCCAUUAUUAAUACUCUGAGGUUGCAGCAGCAGCGGCAGCUGGAAAUUUACAAGCAUCAGAAGAAAGAGCUGUUGCAAAGAGGAACUACAACCAUCACAAACCUGGAGGGCUGGGUGGGCCACCCCCUGGAUCCCAUUGGCUGCCUUUUCCUCACUUUGACUGAAGCCUGCCGCCUGAAUGAUGAUGGCUAUCUGGAAGUGUCAGAUAUGAAUGAAAGCAGACUCCCUAUGUACCAGCAUGUACCUGUGGCUGCAGGCUGCUCAAACAGCAAUGAGUCCUAUCUCUCCUUGGCCCUGGAAGUUGCUCUGAUGGGUAUGGGUCAACAGAGAGUGAUGCCUGAAGGCCUCUAUGCACAGGACAAGGUGUGCCGUAAUGAGGAGCAACUCCUGAGCCAACUCCAGGAACUGCAACUGGAUUAUGAGUUGGUACAAACACUGAGGAAACAGUGCAUCUUACUGCUGGAAGGAGGCCCUUUCAGUGGUCUGGGAGAAGUAAUCCACCGAGAGAGUGUUCCCAUGCAUACCUUUGCCAAGUAUUUGUUCUCAGCUCUGCUGCCUCAUGAUCCAGACCUGUCCUAUAAAUUAGCCCUACGUGCCAUGAGGUUACCUGUUCUAGAAAACUCAGCUUCUGCAGGCGACACUUCUCAUCCGCAUCAUAUGGUGUCUGUGGUGCCCAGCCGUUAUCCUCGCUGGUUCACUCUUGGACACUUGGAAUCACAGCAGUGUGAACUAGCUUCCACCAUGCUGACAGCUGCCAAAGGAGACACUCUGAGGCUCCGAACAAUUCUGGAAGCAAUACAGAAGCACAUCCACUCUUCCUCCCUCAUCUUCAAGCUGGCCCAGGAUGCAUUCAAGAUUGCUACUCCCACAGAUAGCAGUACGGACAGCACCCUGCUCAAUGUGGCCCUCGAGCUGGGGUUACAGGUGAUGCGGAUGACCUUAUCAACCCUUAACUGGAGACGCCGGGAGAUGGUGCGAUGGUUGGUGACUUGUGCUACAGAAGUAGGUGUGCGGGCCCUGGUGAGCAUCUUGCAGAGCUGGUACACACUCUUCACCCCGACUGAGGCUACGAGCAUUGUAGCCGCCACAGCCGUAUCCCACACCACUGUCCUGCGCCUCAGUCUCGACUAUGCACAGAGGGAGGAGCUGGCCAGCUGUGCUCGCACGCUGGCCCUGCAGUGUGCUAUGAAGGAUCCUCAGAGCUGUGCCCUGUCAGCCCUUACACUCUGUGAGAAAGACCACAUCGCCUUUGAGGCAGCCUACCAGAUUGCCAUUGAUGCUGCUGCUGGCGGCAUGACCCAUUCCCAGCUGUUCACCAUUGCCCGCUACAUGGAGCUCCGUGGCUACCCGCUGCGUGCCUUCAAGCUGGCCUCCCUAGCCAUGAGCCAUCUUAACCUGGCCUACAACCAGGAUACCCACCCCGCCAUCAAUGAUGUGCUCUGGGCAUGUGCCCUCAGCCACUCUCUGGGCAAGAAUGAGCUGGCGGCCCUCAUCCCCCUGGUGGUGAAGAGUGUGCACUGUGCCACAGUCCUUUCUGAUAUCCUGCGGCGCUGCACAGUGACUGCACCUGGCCUGGCUGGCAUCCCAGGCCGCCGCAGCUCUGGAAAACUCAUGUCCACCGACAAGGCUCCGCUGCGCCAGCUGCUGGAUGCCACCAUCAAUGCCUACAUCAACACUACACACUCACGCCUGACACACAUCAGCCCCCGCCACUACGGAGAGUUCAUCGAAUUCCUGAGCAAGGCUCGAGAGACCUUCCUGCUGCCCCAGGAUGGCCACCUGCAGUUUGCCCAGUUCAUCGACAACCUCAAACAGAUCUACAAAGGCAAGAAGAAGCUGAUGCUGCUGGUGCGUGAGCGCUUUGGCUGAGAAGGCAGAUGUCUCCCCAGCAGGGCAGCCUGAGCUCCCAGAUACAUCAGGUCAGGCCAAGGACACUGGAACACUGUCCACCCUGAGAGAUUUCUGAGCACUUGUGGCUGAGGCCAAAGGACCACAGGGCUAAAGACAGAGAGCGUCUAGCUGUAGCCAAUAUGUCUGCCUUGGCAAGCUUUUCACCACAGCCCACUGUUCCUGGAGGAGCCAGGCCCUGCAGAUCCAUCAGAAACCCCACAACAUGCCACCUCACGCCCUAUAUCCUGCGUGUCCUGGGCAUUGGCCCUCCCUCCCUUGGCAAACACAGAACACUGUUCCGUCUCAGGGAUUGCUUAACCAGAGAAACAAGCAUUUAUGGUACUGUAAAUACUAUAGUAUAUGUGUUGCCAAUUAUUGUAAAGUUGUAACUAUUUAUAAUUCUGUUUCUGAUUUGAUGGGCACUUGAAGUAGCUGUGGGUGGGAGGUUAGGCCUGUUUUCUGAGGAGACACAACCAUUUCUCAGGUUUCCCUUGUAGAGUGUAUGUUAUUGGUAGCGGAAGAAUGAGGAUGGCAGGGAAGAAAAUGGCCAGUUGGAAUAAAUCCCAAGUCCAGUCUAUGCAGAAACCCCAGCCUGCUGAUGAGGCAUCUAUAGCCUGGUGGUAGGUGAUGGGCAUAGGCCAGGACUGGACUUGACUUUCACCUCAUGAAGCUAUAAAGACACUGAAGCUCCUGCUCCUGCUUCAUACAGCUUCUCCGACAGCCUGCUGAGCUCCUGAGAAACAAGUGCAGGGAGAAGACGAAGAGCUGGGAAGCUGCUGAGCUCAUACUCCUCUACUCUGACCACCUUUGUGUUAGAGAGCAUCUGGUUUCGUGUGUGUGUGUGUGUGUGUAUCUCCGUGGCUAAGUUGUUGGUAUUCAUUUGGCCUUUCCCUUCCUAAGUUUUAGCCUUGGAGGGCAAACCCCUAGCCGACAGCCACACUCUGCUAUGUUCCUGCUACUUCCUGACCCUGUGCUAAGCCUGGCUAAGUACCUGGGUCUAUGUAUGUAGAUCUAUCUGUGCGUGCCAGUCUGUAUCUGCACAUAUAUCUUGAUGUGUAUGUGUUACUUUUGUGCCCAUGUGUGUGUGAACACAUGUGUGUGCUGUACCAUGGGUUUCAGUGUGACAUAUACAUGUGAGAAUGCCUAUCUGGGUAUAAGUGUACUCGUUCUUGUCUAUGCGUUUUUAAUGUGUAUGUGUAUCUAGGCACACAUGGGGGCAUGUGUAUCAACAUAUUUGUACCUGUGUGAUGCCUGCUCCCCAGGGAUCUGUGUGUGUGUGUGUAACUGAGGGUAUUGCUACAUGUAGGUAUGUCUGUGUAGUUCUGUUUGAGCAUCUGCAUAAAUGUGUCCUUUUUCUUUUUGCCAGAUCUCUCCUUCAUUACUGUUAGUCUCUCACCAGCUAAACAUUGCUUCACCAUCCCUGUGCCUCCUGAGGUCACCAUUCUCUCUUGUUUAACAAGCUUCUGAGCACGUCUCCCUCUGCCCAGACUGACCGCUUUAGUGCUACAGUUCUUACCCUAUCCUUGCUUUCUUCCCCUGUCUUUCUACCUCAGACUUCCUUUGCCUGCUUUUGUCACAGUCCUGUUGGUCACUGAUUUGGAGGCUGGGGCUGGUAUUCAUUUGGCCUUUCCCUUCCUAAGUUUUAGCCUUAGAGGGCAAACCCCUAGCCGACAGCCACACUCUGCUGUGUUCCUGCUACUUCCUGACCCUGUGCUAAGCCUGGAGUUGUUUUAGGAGGUAGUUAAGAUAUUUGAAUGAGUCAGUUGGAGACCAGUGUCUUGGUGUUUCCUGUUUCCUGUCUUAGUUCCUGAGUUGGGAUGGGGCUUGAUAGAGAAGGGGUGGUAUAGCUAGAGUGUGAACUAAGGACCUGUCUGCUUUUUCCUUUGUUUGGCAAACUCUUUAUGUCACCUUUUUUAUUGCAAACUGACCAGUAAGUUGUAUUUGCUGUUUGUGGCUACUGGAGUCUUACUGUCCAGCCAAGGGCCCCUACAACACCUCAGCCCAAUGGGUUGGUCAGAAAGAGAAGCCACUCCCAUAUCUGUAUCACAAUUGCCCCUUUUUUAGCAAGUGUGUGAACUCGCAGUGCUUUUCUAUGAAUAAAUCAUGGGUCACAUUUUCUA